This is a messenger RNA of Pocillopora verrucosa, 1544 nucleotides long. RefSeq lists its product as uncharacterized. Lineage: Eukaryota; Metazoa; Cnidaria; Anthozoa; Scleractinia; Pocilloporidae. The record is from RefSeq and is a predicted model, not a curated record. Gene Ontology annotation, molecular function: protein binding.
AUGACAACACUAUUUAUACUCAUCUUCAUAAGUUUUAUAACAUGCUUUGACGCUGAAAAACACUUCAAAAAUGAAAGGCUAAACUACAGAAAAAAUGUGAUCGAUUUCAAGUUUGCCUGGUGCCAAAUGCGCAUGCACAGGUACGAAUGGAAAAAUUUGAUUGGUCAUUGCUUAACACAGGUGUCUUGGGAUGCAAAACCGCUGGACAAAAAGCUUCAAACAAGAGCUAGCAAAAGUUAUGUCAAACAAUUGGAUAUUAAACCUGCAGGAUUCUUCAGCAAGAUUUACAUUCAGUCAGUUUCAGUGAAAAACGAAAAUAAAACAAUCGGUGGGGAUUCUUGGCGCGUUGACAUUCGGGGACCUUCCAACAUGGCAGCUACGGUGUACGACAAAAACAACGGAGUAUACGAAGCUAUGUUUUUGCCAGAAGAGCCUGGGCUGUACAGGGCGGAGAUAACAUUGGAUUAUUCGCUAUGCAAGGGAUUCAAAGAUCCACCAGUGGAUUGGUUUAUGAGAGGCUGUCGACACGGUUCAUUCCAGCCACAUGGGAGCCUGGGUAACAGAACGCAUGAUUUCUUGCAGGGGCGACUAGGAGGCGAACAAAUUACUUUCACUAUUCCCUCACCUUCAACGAUCAUAGCCAAGGAGAUCAAUGCAUUUAAAAAAGUAAGCCAAACAGCCUGCAAAGAGAAAUGUAAUCUUUUAGUUGACGGAUAUGGGUCAUGGAUCGGUGAACAGUGGAGGCCAUAUCAAACAGGCUUCACUGCAAGCCUCGGGAGAUCUGGACACCAACAAGGCCGAGGAAUAUUGUGGGUCUAUGGCGAUUCUCUCAAUCGCUACUUUUACGAGUCUCUUCUAAAACGGCCGCUUUGCUGGCAAGUCUUCCGAGCCUGCUAUCAUACGAUGUUAUGGGUGUAUGUAUUAACACAGAGCGCUAAAGAAGAAAUGAACUUGAUGUUUGGCAGGAAGCCUAUCAACAUUCCCAGGAUCCUUUACGAGCUACAAAACGUAGUCACGCGCUCUGACAUGGACCAAGACAGUGCCCUUAUUCUGAAUGCGGGUGUGCACCUACUGAAGAGCGCGAGUUUUUACAAUUAUCAAAAAGUAAUUAAUGGAUUUAUUAGCGUGUUAAAACGUUAUUACAGGGGAACUGUUAUAUGGAAGAGCACUACUGCCAUUCAUGACCAACGAGAGCUGUACAGUGGCUGUUUUCGACGUUUUCACUCCGAUCAGAGAAUACAACUAUUCAAUGCUUACGCGAAUUGGGCGAUGUGCAAGGCUGGUUUCUUAGUCCUCGAUGUUUACCCCGUUUCAAGCUCCUACCCGAAAGGGACUCUGGAUGGUGUGCAUUUCAAUGAACUAGUGUUUUAUCCCGCAGCUGAAGCAGUGGAGAGAUUUUUCCAGACGUAGCGCUCUGCUACAGUGGAAACGUCACACAAUCCAGACAUCGUAACAUGGCAGGAGAUUUAGUCACAUAAACAAGGUCCGAUUAGUCGACACAAGACACUUCAAAAGGAAAAAGAACAAGAACAAGAUGGAUUACA